GUGUCAUGUGGCUGUUAAAAAGGGUUACCACAAACUCUAGAAGCUUAAACUAGCUCGGGUAGCGCUUCACUGCAAGCCUCAACGGUCGUUUCAAUUCACCGAAAGCCUGAAUAAUGUUCACCUACUUUUUCAAAUUUGGCGCGCCUGGUUGUUUUGAAGUUGGUUCGUUCGGUCGCUAAAGCACAAAAUUUGCAACAAUAAAAUUUGACACAUUUUUGGAAAUGUGGCAACGCUUCUGUCCCGAAAAUCGUGCAAUUUUUCUCUGAAAAUAAAACAAUCGGGGUAAAAUCGGGCGCAAAGUGUUAAAAUAAUCCCGAAUUGCAGUCAUUUUGUGAAAAAGUGGGGACUGAGCGGACAAAGCUGCAUUCUGCAGUGUGAUUCCCGAAUGUCAGAAUUGUUUUGUUGAAUGGUUAGGUGCUAUUUUCUGGCUAGUUGAGUCAAGAGGACCACAUUCCACCUGCAGUUUCGGCGUGUCUUUGUCGCGUGUUGCUGCGACCAGCGGAGGCGCUGUCAAUGGGCAUUUGGGCCCGUUCGCCCCACGGAAGGACCCUCUGGUGGUAGCGUGCGCUCGGCCCGAUGGAAGUGCUGCCUCUUUAGUGCGACAGGCUCUGAUAUGGUCUUGAAUGCGUUGGAUAACUGUGCUUUGUAACAUCAAUGGUUUCUGGAGAUGGUGUGUAAAGAGGAUGUUUUAUCAUGGUUUAAGGACUUGGAGGGUUACAAGAGAAUAGAUGUACUUUACGAACUGUUGAAUAUGUGCGUCCCUUUCGAGCUCCGUUUCUUGGGCACCUGCAUCGAGGAGCUGGGCAAACACACCUACCAGGAACUACGCGGACCAGCCAUCAACGCCAACGACCUGGACAGACUGUCCAAGGACACCUCGUUCUCGCAGAGUCUCCUCGACGAGAACGUCAGGCACAGAGUGCUAAUCUACCUGUCUCUGCUCUCCUCACGGAACUAUAGUGUUGCCAAUUGGCUGUACAAAAACGUUCUAAGGACAGACUGGCUCGAGGAUUGUAUAGUGAAGGGAAAUCUUAAGGAUGAAAUUGUUCAGAGUGAAUUUUUGUUGUUGUUUGUCAUGGCUUUGCACCAUCCUGCUUUUACUUUCGAACAAAAGUUACAUUUUAACCAAAUACUCAGUCUCCUUUUAGAGCUUAGGGAAAGUAAAAAAAGGAUUUCGCCCAAGCCUAGCAGUUACGGAUAUCCGCCCGGAUUUGGAUACCCCACCGCAAAAAUGAAUAUUCAAGAGGGUCCAAUCGUCCCUGUAAAAACUUCAAUGACCAUCCCGUGCGGUGAGGACACCCUUCACCAGCAAUCCCCGGGUCUUCCACACGUUCCACCACUUCAGCCGCAUCAGGAGUUCGUCACGUGGAACAUUCCGGGCUUUGCGUGUGGAGCGCCGGAUUUGGGAAAGGUACCGCCCCCGUUCCCGAUGCCCCCAACUGUAUCACCCCUAGUCAGCGAAUCAACGUCACCGAACCACAGUCGUAGCACCUCACCGCAUCGAACAAUAGUCACGUUACGGUCGACGCCGAUGCCGCCCCCACAGACAACCCGCCCGAUUGACACCACCAUACCGACGCAGUUACCCAUCGACCCGCUCUCUCCAAAUAAUUUCCCUUUUCUUCAUCCCGCUGAGAACGUUAAAAUGCCCGACGAGGAUCUGAACUCGAUACCGGAGGACAAGCUGUUGUUGGAGGGUUCUUGGGUGACGGUCCCGAUGAAAGAAGUGAAGCAGCCAAACGGUAUUCGCUUGAGCGCGUGUCCUACAAAAAACAGCCAUCGGCAUUUCGUGGAGCAUUUUCAGGGACUGAGCCUAAACGACGGCGAAAACUCGCUCCACCGCUCGAACUCGUCCAGCAGCAGCAGCUUGAACCAAACGCCCCCCGAGACUCCGGCCGCGACGCCGCACCCGCCGCAGAAGGCCCGCGUGAACGGCAUGCCCUUCAUCCCGCCGGCGCCGGGGCUGCCGCUGUGCGACACGACGUCGCCGCCGCCGCCGCCGACGCCCACCUUCAACAACUGCUCCGUGCCUUACACCACUUAUCAGUUCACCGCCAUCCCCACCAGGUCAAUGUUCCCAUACAACCAGUCGUACCGACCGCCAUUCCCGCACUUUCAGUCCUAUCAGACGAACGAAAAUUCCUUUCAGACCUACUCCUACAUGCCCCUCAUGUUUUCCAGUCCGUUCCCGCCUAGGAACCCCAACUGCUACAACUGCGGGGCCAUGGGGCACUCCGGACAAGACUGCACGGGGCAGAACAUAGAGGAUAUAACGCAGAAAAAGACGUACAUGAUUGAGUUCGCGCCGCCGCCGCUCCCUGACGCCGAUAAAUAGUAGUGGUUUCGUGUUGUGCAUAAUUGUUUCUGUAAUAGUCACAAGUGAUUUGGACAGUUACCGUACUGCUAUUGAGACAGUGAUUUUGUAAAAUAGGAGGAAAGAUGUGAAUUAUUUGUAAAAAAUCUUUAAGCUUUGAUGUUUUGUUACUAAAAUAUGGCCUGGCGUCAUAGCACUGAUCGUUCUUAGCUGUGGUCCGAACUUUACGAUAGGUGGUAUGUGCGUUUUCUAAAUACUGUUACUUCUUUUUAUCACGUUCUUGUACAGAAUCUCGAAAGUUUUACGUCCGCUUUUUUGUGUCUUGUCAAUUUAUUUAGUACAAUUUUCAGUAGCGAAUUUUUUUCUAAGAUGUACUUACUUCAUAUGGUGAAGUUCCAAUUUUUAGACGUUUUAAUUAUAUUUAAGCAAUUGCCACAAUAUUUAUAAGGAAGUGAGAUUAUUUAUUAAUUUGUUAUAUUUGUUUUCAAUACUCUCUUUUUAACUACCAAUCAUUGUCCUAUGCAUAAUUCUGUAUACUUCUGUCAUCAUGAUUUUACUGUACAUAGUGACUAGUUAUUACAUAGUUAAUAUUAAAUAUUGAUAUAUUUAUAAUACAAUCAGCAUUUGACUGAAAGUUUAUUUGAAAGUAAAGAAUAAAGAUUUUUUAACACA
Molecule: messenger RNA, 2986 nt
Organism: Tribolium castaneum (red flour beetle)
Lineage: Eukaryota; Metazoa; Arthropoda; Insecta; Coleoptera; Tenebrionidae
Exons: 5
Coding region: 668-2335 (555 amino acids)
Molecular function (GO): zinc ion binding; nucleic acid binding
Source: RefSeq, a predicted model, not a curated record